UUUUUAUUUAAUUUUCUUUUUCCUGCAAAUGAAUUAUUAUUCUCAGUUAGAUUUUCUUAUUAUUCUCAAAAACAUUUGAACAAUUAACUGUCCAGCACAGUCAGAACAGAUAAGUGGGAAUAAUGCGUCAUCUCAUGGAGAUAUUAAUCUCGCAAGUCUAACAUAACUUUAACAAAAUAAAGAGUUAUAAAAUGUUCUCAGAUUAACGCUUGUCAUACGACAAAACAGUAUAAUAUAAAACAGGAAUUAGUAAAAAAAAUAAUUAAAAUAAAUAAUUCAAUGGAUUCAUUAUAUUUAUUAAAAAGAAAAUUUAUCCAAUCGAAUAAAAUAUAUCUUUGGUGGAUUAUACUACUUAUACUGUGUAAAGUUACUACUUUAAUCUAUAUUGAAAGUAGUGCAUUUCAAACGCAUUCAGUUUAUUGGGAUCCAGAUAAUAUCAUAUUUCAAACAAAACCUGUACCACUAUUGCGAGUUAAACCAAAGGAUGAAAUAAUCUUUGUUUGUGCACAAGAAUCACUUUAUAUUUUAUGGACAUAUGAAUAUCAAGUAUUUGAAUCGUGUUCAAUGUGGUUAAACGACAACUUAAUGGUAAAUCUUCUACUCAGAUGUCCAGAUAAAUCAAGUCGAAGGAUAAAAAUGCGAGAUGUUUCAAAUAUACGACAAAAGAAACUAUCUAAUCUAAUAACAGAUCAAAAGACAAUAAUGAAAUCGUCUUCACAGAAUUCAUCCAUUAAAAACUAUUCUGGUUAUCAUUCACCUAUCAGUAAACAUAAUCUUACACAUAUGAUGGAAUAUUUGACUAAUAGAUCAAGUAAAAUAAUCAAUAAACGAUCAUUGUUAUCACUACAACCAGUAAUACCAAACUCUCAGUUAACUGAUCGUAAAAAGUAUCCUUCACAGUUUACUUUGUUAGUAGAAGAAUUCGCUUGGGCCAAUGGGAAUCCAAGUUUUCCUGUUAAUCGUCCAGUUUAUUUCCUUGCUCAACCUAGUGUAUGUCAUUCAAGGAAUAUGAGACUUGGAAUAGUGAAUGGUGAAUUCACGGGAUUGUUAUCUGAUCCGUAUGCCAAUCGCCUGUUUCAAGAAACCUUGUUAUCGAAUCAUUCUGGUCUUAUCGCCUACUCAAGACGAAAUUUAUCCUUUCCAACUAGCAUCAAUUCAAAAUGUGAUCGUAAUCAUAAUAAGAAGAUUAUACAAAAGAAUAUUCCAAUAAAUGAACAACAACACGAUCAACAACGAUCAUGCACAACAGAUUCUGUCUCUCCUGUCACUUCAUCAGCUUCCUCGAUUUUCCCUGCCUUCUCAACCAAUUUGAUUGUAAAUCAUCUGUCGAAAUAUUUGCCACUGAAUCUUUCCAUCAUUCCUAUUACCACCACUAUUAUUAUUAUUAUUAUUGGUACUACCGCUACUAUCACUUCAUGAUUUAUAAUUUUCUUCAAAAUUAGAUAAGAUUUUUUUCUAUUUAUUCCUUUACUUACUUAACCUUACUUCACAAGAACUGACCAUGUGACCGGUUUCAUUCUCCCUUCAUUAAUCAGUCAGCAAGCAACUCAGUACGCUUGUUACACUUCACUUAUACAGCAGCAUAAAGCUGAACACAAAUGUGAAAAGUCAAGUUCGAGUUCUUAUAUAAACACUGUAAUUAGACGUGUGUUGUAUAUUUCAUUAUUUCAUUAUAAUUAACAUACUUUUAAAAUGAUAAGUUUGUUUUCAUAA
Molecule: messenger RNA, 1713 nt
Organism: Trichobilharzia szidati
Lineage: Eukaryota; Metazoa; Platyhelminthes; Trematoda; Strigeidida; Schistosomatidae
Source: the annotation of a GenBank genome assembly